AUGCCGCGCAAAAAGUGGCCGUCCCUCCUCCUCUCCGCUCCUCUCCGCCUCGCGAUCUUUCUCGUAAUAGAACAGGAAAACACACCGCCUAAUAAACGAACGUCGCGCCGGUCAUUGGGCACGACGAGUCAGCAGCCAGCCAGCCAGCUAGCCAGCCAUCCGUCUGGCCGUAACUGGCUCGCAGCGGAGGCGGGUUGGCUCGCCGUCAGCCCGCAU
Molecule: messenger RNA, 216 nt
Organism: Iphiclides podalirius (scarce swallowtail)
Lineage: Eukaryota; Metazoa; Arthropoda; Insecta; Lepidoptera; Papilionidae
Source: the annotation of a GenBank genome assembly